UGCAAGGUGCCUCGGAGGUUGAUAAUCUUCCAGGGGUUUUGCCUGUGUCGCCCUUUAAAAGGCGCCUUUCCCUCUCCAGCCCUUCCGAACUGGCCCCGCGUCUGGUGACACAUCUUAGUUGGAUGCAGUUGCUGUAUUUCUUUCUCCCCCUGUUUCCAGACCAUCUGAGAACCGUGUUGAGUUCACAAGACCGCGACGUAAACAUUGAGGCCAGGGAGGAGGCGAAGGGGAUCUUGCACUCCUUUUCAAAACCUCAAACAUGGGAAAGUCUCUUUCUCAUUUACCUUUGCAUUCAAAUAAAGAAGAUGGUUAUGAUGGGGUCACCUCGACAGACAACAUGAGGAACGGGUUGGUUAGCAGCGAAGUCCAGAAUGAAGAUGGAAGAAACGGAGAUGUCUCUCAGUUUCCGUAUGUGGAAUUUACUGGAAGAGACAGCGUCACUUGUCCCACUUGCCAAGGAACAGGAAGAAUUCCUAGGGGGCAAGAAAACCAACUGGUGGCAUUGAUCCCGUAUAGUGAUCAGCGGUUACGGCCAAGAAGAACAAAGCUGUAUGUGAUGGCAUCUGUGUCUGUCUGCCUGCUCCUGUCUGGAUUGGCUGUGUUUUUCCUUUUCCCGCGAUCUAUUGACGUGAAGUAUAUUGGUGUAAAAUCAGCCUAUGUCAGUUACGAUUUUCAAAAGCGAACCAUAUAUUUAAAUAUCACGAACACACUAAAUAUAACAAACAAUAACUAUUACUCUGUUGAAGUUGAAAACAUCACUGCUCAAGUUCAGUUUUCAAAAACGGUUAUUGGAAAGGCACGCUUAAACAACAUAACUAACAUUGGCCCACUUGAUAUGAAGCAGAUUGAUUAUACAGUACCCACAGUUAUUGCUGAGGAAAUGAGUUACAUGUACGAUUUCUGUACACUGAUCUCCAUCAAAGUACACAACAUAGUACUCAUGAUGCAGGUAACUGUAACAACGACAUACUUUGGACACUCUGAGCAGAUAUCUCAGGAGAGGUACCAGUAUGUCGACUGCGGAAGGAACACCACUUACCAGUUGGCCCAGUCUGAGUAUCUCAAUGUACUUCAGCCACAACAGUGAACUCUGAAGGAGAUGUGAUAGAGCAGAGGACACCCCUGAGGUGUUUCCAGAACUGUCAGUGAGGAGGCACUGCCUAGAAGGACAUCUUGAAUUGGGCAUGUCUAAAGUUGAAACUAGGACACUGAGGGCUGAGCCGACAGAAGCUGCUCCUUAAGCAGUUACUGGACUCUGGUUCUGUGUUGAGGAUUUGCUAGUACCAAGAGCUUUUACUUGAUUGUAAGUUAACUGAUUGGCUUUCUUCUCAUCUUUGUUCCCAAGGUGAAAAAACGGAGACUUCCUCUAAAUACAAUAAAGAAUUACAUAAAAGUCAUAGACUUAAUCUGUAGCUCUAUUGAUAAUAUAGUUCAGUCAUGAACGUAAUUUGAAAAAUAAUUCUGAAGAUUUUUAUAUGAAAUUACUGAAAGUCUAUUAUUCAUGGAAGACUUUUAAAAUCUAACCUGUUUUAUAAAUUCCCAUUCUUAUAUGAUGGUAGUCUUUCGACUAUAUGAUAACUUAGCUACUAGCUAAAUGUUUUUAGCCUUUGAUUUGUUGAAAUUCUACUCAUUUGCAUGUUUUGUCUUAUUUCUAGCUAAUGGUUGUAUAAUAUUUACCAACCAUAACAGUCUACACAAUUCUGAUCUACACUUUUUAAGAGCCUCUCAGUAUGUGCUUCAUGUAUAUAGCUUUGUGAACUUUCUGUGUGGUCCUCAAACACACUCCUUUUUUGUGUACAAUAUUGUAAAUAAACUGCAUGGUUUUUAUACAGCUUUGAUACAGGUCAAAUGAAAUGGUACUGAUUAAGAAGUAAAGCAAGUUGUUCAUAAAGAAUAAAGGAGGACAAUGACAUUCAGAAAUCUAUAAAAUAUCAGUAGAUUCCAGCUACUUGUUGGGUCUGACAUAAAAUAGAUAUUCAAUAAAACAUUUUGAUGCUUUACUUUUAUGUUGCUUUUCAUAUUAAGAAUUAUAUGGAUAUUUUCACAAUGAUUAGAUAUCAUCAAUUUUACGAAUGCUAAGUGGAAGGAAAUUAUUUUUUACUAGAAAUUAUUCAAGAAAUCCUUUCAUUGAACACUGGUGGCUACAUCAAAAUAAAACCUAUAGUUUGCUUGUGUAUCAUACUGAUUUGAUACUUCUAGCAGCUGCAUAAGUAUUCCUUUUUUACUUUAAUUUCAUCUAACAUUGUUUUCAAGUAUGAUGGAUGUGUUUGCCUUGUGGCUUACAUUUUAGUGUCAUAUUCCAUAAGGUGUUUUUCCUUAUUCACUCAGAAAAUUCUAAGACCCUUUUAAAAUAUAUAACACUAAUCUUACGAGUUAAGUAUGAUAACAGGUUGAUUUUUUUUUGUUUGUUUGUUUCCUCGUGAUGGAAAUUGGGUUUUCCUUCUCCCAUACUCAAGUGCCUACCUUAGUUGGGUGUAGCCUAUUUGUCAGUGUGGUUCUCAAAUAUGAAACAUAGAUUCUAAUGACUUAAUCUUGUCCCCUAAGUACACUCAUAUCUCCCUUACCUUUCAUACCAUAUUCCCCAUGUGAGUGAACAUUUCAAACAUCCAUUUUUUUUGUAUCUUGCAUUCCUCAGGCGUUAUGAGGUUAGCAUCCUUCCUGUCAUACCCAGAUCAUCCUUUGCAUCAUUCAGUCUCUAGUCAAACCGAUCAUGGUUGGAAGUUUUCUUUUGCUGUGCUUGCUGGUCAACUCCCCUCAUUCAUUCUCCUUCAGUCCGUGCACUGUCUGGUCACCUCCCCCAUUCAUUCUCCUUCAGUCCCCCCAUUCAUUCUCCUCACUCUGCGCACUGUCUGGUCACCUCCCCUCAUUCAUUCUCCUUCAGUCCCCCCAUUCAUUCUCCUUCAGUCUGCACACUGGUUGUGCUUACAUUUUCCAAGUUAAAUUCACGUCAUUAUCUGUAUUCUCUCAUUUUGACAUAACCAAUGUCUGUGAGUCAACUGCUUUUCCUUUAUCUAGAAAUGUUUAAUCCUAUUACUUCAAAAUCACUAGUUAGACCUCCAAGUCUUGUGUGUCUUCUUUACUAGUAACUAUGUAGUUUCAUGUACACUCAGUUACCUUUCAUAAUUAAUGAUUUUUCUAUGUGUAAAAACAAAAUGUAAAGUAAUCUUUUUUAUGAUUUCUCUUGUGCUUUUUCCUGUCCUUCAUGCUUCAUUACAUGGUGUGCAAAAUCAUCAUUCAUUCAUUACUUCAAAAUCAGUCUUUACAUAUGCCUCAUAUAAUAAUCUGUUCCUUCUGUGUGUAUUUAAGUCUGGGAUAGCACUGUGUAAGUGAGGAAGUUUGUUUUCACCUUCUUCUAGAGUACACAUGUAAGGCCUGAAGAGGCAGGACAGUACAGCAAGUGGAAGCAGCUUUGUGCCCAGUGGCUCGGUUUCAAAAUCUUUAACUCUUUAAAUUGAAAAUUCGAUCACAUCUAGACAUCUAGGUCUGAUGUCUAAUUCUGGUGAUGUUUGAGUCAUUAAAAAAAAAAAAAAAAAAAAAAAAACCUUGGAAUUUAAACCCUUCAAGUAAAAGAUAAAAGGAAGAGAGAUGUAGAUUCCUUGUGACUAUUCAAGGAGAAUCAAGUAACUCCUGGGUAAGCCAGGGUGGUAACAAGCUGUAAGUUAAUAAAACUAAACUAAAACCAACAACAACAACAUUUUUAGAGAAGCCAAACCGUAGCCAUAAAAACAUUUGAAAGAAUCAAUGAGGCUUUAACUUUUCUUAGGUCAAUGCUGAGUCUGGCUUCUGGCAUGGAGAAAGGGUAGGUACUCACAUAUUUUUAUGAGUACCUCCAUAACUUAGACUGGCAUAUGAUGAAGACAGUACAUGUUUUCAGAAGUAAAUUCUGUUCUACCCUGAUCAAACACUACCCUGGCCUCACAAUAUCAUGUGUACCACACACUGGCUGCUGCUUCUCUGUCUGCUUUUCUUAUGUGAUUUCUCAGCAGGGUACUGAGAGGAUUUGCUUUAAAAUUACAUACUAGUACAUACUUACACUGCAGCCAGAACUAGGUUCUCUGUCUCGUAUUUGUGCCCUAUCAUUUAAAAUAUCCAUCAGAAAGUCGUGGUAACUUGGUUUAAUGCAAUUAGAAAUUAGAAGUGGCCAGCAAAAUGAUUCAGUGGAUAAGGAUGAUUGCCACCAAGCCUGAUGACCUGAGCUCAGUUUCUGCAUCUCACAGCAGCAGGAGAGAACUGGCUUCUGCAAGUUGUUUUCUGAUGACCAUGCACCACACACAGUACCACAUGAAUAUGCACACAUGCACACACACAUGCACAAAUGCAUGUGAAAAAUAGAAUAAAAAUUCUUGAAGUCAAUAGUGAUGGGCUAAGAUGUUGGUAACUUUGAAUUGCUAUCUGAAAUAUUUCUAAAAGUAAACUAAACAAUGUAGAAUACUUUAGAGCCAAUCCUGGAAUUUAAUUUUUGUGUUAAUGUUUAAUACUUUUUCAAUAAUUCCAAUAAAGAUAAAACUGGCAUUUUCAGUGUGAAUUAUUUAUAAAUAAGACUAUUACAUUUGAGAUUUGAAAUACAGUGUGAAAAUAUUAGACAAGAGAUAAAUUCCUUGAAAUUGCUUGAAAGACCAUUUUGCUUGAGACAUUUAAUAGAAUAUAACUUUAUUUUUGUGUUCAGGUUUCUUUUGAUUCCUGCUUACUUUGGCUUAAUGAAGUAGUUAUUUUCUCUAAAAAAAUAGUUACAAAGAAUAAAAUAUAACUCACUUCAGAUCUUAUAAUUUGCACUUAGGAAAUGGCAGCGCAGCAUAAAAAGGGUAGGAGGUAUCAUCAAAACACAGUAUAAGUGACAUCUCAGGAGACUUGAGACUUGGCCCUAAUGAGUCCUUUCUGGUUCUUAGCCUUACUGUGAUAUAAUGUUGGGUAUUAUGUUGGCCAGGUGUGUUGCUGAGUCUUUGCAUUCUGUUUGUUUUUUAAAGUACUUAAAUCAACAGGUCUUUACACAAUGCUUCUUGUUUUAGAAGAUCGUUCCAUUCAUAUACUUUAAAAAUAUGAUGAGUUUUAGGUUUUCAAAUACGUUAUCUGUUUUCUUUGACAAGUUAUAUAAGCUAAACUUAAAGCUGCUGAUGUGUAAUGAAAAGGUAAACCGGGUGCCCUCAGGUAAGAGUUUGAGAUCCAUAAAAUGCAACAGUUGCUUGGCCUCUCACUUUUUUUGUGAAAUUAGGUUUUAACUUUUUAAAGAAAAAUUAUUACUUAUCUGAGAUAAUUGGAUAAUAAUUAUUCAAUUUUUAUUUUUUGAUUAAAACAGAUGUUUUUGUGAUAUACUUGGAUCAAAAAUUUAAAUUCUAUAUCCAAGAUCUAUUUGCAUAACAAUAUUCAUUCACAGUUUCUAAUUGGAACUACAUUGUGUAUCUUUAGCUUGCUUAGAUAAAUGGUUUCACAGAGGAGUUUGGAACUUGUCUUUAAUUUAGAUAAAACCAACAGUGAUGUGGUUACUGUAGGAAUGGAAAUGGAGUUCCCAUGUUCUAAACUGUGAAGACAGUUCCUUCUGUAGUUCUUUCUACACAUCUAACACGGAGUCCAAGUUGAAGAACAUAGUGUGGUUGCUGUUCGACCCUCAAAGCACGGCAUAGAUAACUUAGCAAGAUUAGGAGAAGCUUUCCAUAGUUGAGUCUAACUAUUCUAGAAGGAAGUUGUUGCCUUCUGUUUAAUUACAUUAAUUGAAAUGUGUUUCAGAGAAAUGUUUUCAGGAUAUUUUGUAUGCUGUAAAACACAAAAGAAGAGUAUUGUGCCAAUGGCCAAAGUUAUAUUACUACCAUGUAGAUGAUGAAGUUCAAACUGACCCACUUCACCCAGAGUUUUAGAAACUAGAAGUCUGGGGGACGCUGCAUCCGCUGUAUUGGGUGAUUCUUAAGUGUUGUACAUGCUGUUCAUCUUGCAAUUGUCCAGGAUGAGGAGGAACAAUGCCAGGCUAUACCAGAUGCAGAAUUUGAUUGCAGAGAGGCUGGCUUCAGACAUAAAGCAUCAACCAGUCUGUAUGUUUUAUCCUAUAAUUCCUUUUAGAACUAAACUGAGAAGGUUUUGGGAAAGGAUUUGGGAUGUUCACUGAUUGAAUGAAUGACAGUAUUACUAGACUCUAACAGUCAAUUUAAAUUGUGAAAUAGAGAAUGUAAAAUAUGUUCUGUAUACUUGCUCUUUAGUGACAUCCAUCAUGGUAUAUCUAUUAAAUUUACUGUUUGUACAGUUCUGAAUUAUAGUUAAGAUUACUGUUCGUGUAGGGAAACAUGGUUAUGAUAGGAGCAAAAGAAUAGACAUGCCCCCCCCCCAUGCUAUUUUUAAAUUCACUUGUAACCGUUACUCUUAUACUUGUGUAUGACAAAAUUAAAUUUGUAAAACAUUUUAGCAUGAAAAAUAAAAUUUGUAUCAACAAA
This is a messenger RNA of Peromyscus leucopus (white-footed mouse), 6416 nucleotides long. It is a transcript of the gene Tmem106b, whose product is annotated as transmembrane protein 106B. The record is from RefSeq and is a predicted model, not a curated record. Gene Ontology annotation, biological process: lysosome organization; lysosome localization; lysosomal transport. Lineage: Eukaryota; Metazoa; Chordata; Mammalia; Rodentia; Cricetidae. Gene Ontology annotation, cellular component: lysosomal membrane. The transcript is spliced from 8 exons. The coding region runs from base 260 to 1087 and encodes 275 amino acids.